AUGACGCCUCAAGCCCCGCAGCAAGCGCCCCGCGCAGAGUCUCCCAGCGCCAGGCAACCCAGCGCGGCGCCCGGGGGAGAGCCCGCAGCACCGCCGCUCCAUGAGGAGGUGGCGGCUGGUGUGGAGGCGUAUGGGCUGGUUAGGAACAUGUAUGCGGAUGGGAAGAAGGAGAUCACCAAGGCAGGCCUCAUCAAGGUUCUGUACAGCUUCUAG
Coccomyxa subellipsoidea C-169 is the source of this 213-nucleotide messenger RNA. RefSeq lists its product as hypothetical. The coding region runs from base 1 to 213 and encodes 70 amino acids. The record is from RefSeq and is a predicted model, not a curated record. NCBI's taxonomy places the organism in Eukaryota, Viridiplantae, Chlorophyta, Trebouxiophyceae, Coccomyxaceae. The transcript has 3 exons.